CAGAAACAAGCUUGCAGCUCUUUGAGAGUGGGACUCUUGUGUCUGGGUGCAGAGGGAGCAGAUGCAGCAGCAGAUCUGAAGAGAGAAACUGAGCUGUCCCAGCAUGACGGGAAGAACGAGUCUCCUCUUCAGCCUCAUCAUAGCAGCGUAUUUUUCUGGCAUCGCUGCUCAGACAAGAGAGUGUGAAAAUGCCACCGUGGCCGACAUCGUCUUCCUAGUCGAUGGCUCCUCCAGCAUUGGCCUUACUAACUUUCAAGAGGUCCGGACUUUUCUCCGGAACAUCGUAAGGGCCCUCGACAUCGGCCGCGACAACAUUCGGAUAGGCUUGGCUCAGUACAAUGAAGAACCUCACAAGGAGUUCCUGCUGAGGGAUCACAUGGACGAGAGGUCCCUGCUGGGUGCAGUGGAAAAAAUUCCCUACCGACAAGGAAACACGAAUACAGGAAAGGCCAUGGAGUUCCUCCUGAAAGAGUACUUCACCAAACAGGCAGGAAGCCGAAUUGAUCAACGGGUGCCCCAGAUCGCUGUGGUGCUCACAGAUGGGGAGUCAGCUGAUAAAGUGGAAGCACCCGCCCAGCAACUGAGGCAGCAUGGAGUCAUUGUGUUUGGCAUUGGGGUGGGUAACGUCAACAAGACAGAGCUUGAGACCAUUGCCAACUGGCCUCCAGAACGCUUCCUCCACACCAUCGACAGCUACCAGGCUCUGCAAAGGCUGACGGACCGCCUGCUGCAAACUGUUUGUGACUCUGUGGAGUAUGAAUUGGAAGCCUUGGCCGACAGGUACGCAGAUAUUUUCUUCCUGGUGGACAGUGGCACAACUCAAAGACAGUUCGCAACGUUCAGGGGUGACCUCAACAAAUUGAUCAAUCAACUUAAUGUCUCAGAGUCCACCUACCGUAUUGGUUUGGCCCAGUACGGCGAAUCUACCACAGUUGACUUCUUUCUCAAUACCUACGAAACUAAACAGGAGAUCCAAAAUGCUGUCAAACGUUUUCGGCUGCGCCCACAACCCAACCGAUCACGUAACCUGGGCAGUGCUCUGCAGUACGCCAAAACUCACUUUUUUACCAAAGAGGCAGGGGGCCGUGCAGACCAAGGCGCCCGACAGUACCUGGUUGUUGUGACUGGAAAAGACUCAGAUGAUCCUGUGUCUCGGGAUGCUCAAUUAAUCAAAUCAGAAGGAGUGACUCUUAUUGGGAUGAGUGCAGAUGCAGACAUGAGGGCAUUAGACGUAUUUGACUACACAUUCCCGGAUCUCAAAGUGCUUGUUCUGAAGGAUAUCAUGACGACUGAGAUAAAGGAAAGUACAACUGGAGAUUGCAAAGGAGCCAAUCUGGCAGACAUUGUGUUCAUCGUUGAUGAGUCCGGAAGCAUUGGAAACUCCAACUUCAUGCUGAUGCGCAAGUUCCUGGGGUCACUUGUGAGCAGCCUGGAUGUUGAUAAAUCCAGAGUCAGAGUGGGCAUCGUUACGUACAACAGGGUCUCAACACCGCAGGCCUUCCUUAACACGUUCAGUCACAAGGCCGAAGUCCUGCAAUUCAUCAAGCUCCUGCCUUACAGAGGAGGUGGUACGUAUACUGGAGCUGCCCUAAACUUCACGCGGAGCAACGUCUUCAUUACGGAAAAGGGCAGCAGAAAGGAUAGAGGUAUCAAGCAGGUGGCGGUGGUGAUCACUGAUGGUCAAUCCGAGGAUCCUGUGAGCGAAGCUGCAAUCAGUCUCCGUCGAGCUGGUGUCACCGUUUACUGUGUAGGAGUUGAAAAUGCCGUUGAGGAAGAACUGAAGAAGAUGGCGUCUUAUCCCCCGGACAGGCAUGUUUUUCAUGUGAAAAGUUUCACUGAGCUGAAGGUGCUGAAGCAGAGCCUGCAGAAAAUCCUGUGUGAAAACAUCAUUGAAAGAGACAUCGAAGUCAUCACAAGUGAAGACAAAACAAAAAGAGCAUGUAUACAAAAGGAUGAGGCAGACAUCUACUUCCUAAUGGACGACUCAGGAAGCAUUGGGAACCAAGACUUCCAAGAAAUGAAGGACUUCAUCAUCAAGUUUAUUAAAACCUUCCAUAUUGGGCCAGAUAAUGUCCGUGUGGGGCUUGUUAAAUAUUCUGAUGAUCCACAUAUGCAAAUUGAUAUGGCAGAAUAUUCAGAUGUCCAGUCACUGGAGGAAGCCGUUGAGGGUAUUAGUCACGAUGGAGGUGGGACAGAGACAGGAAAAGCCCUAUCAUCCAUGGCCCAGCGCUUUAAGAGAUCAGCUCGGGAUCACAAAGUCCCAGAGUACCUGAUUGUCAUCACAGAUGGGGAAUCCACUGAUGAUGUCAGUGCUCCUGCAGCAGAACUGAGAGCGCAGGGUAUCAUCAUCUAUGCCAUCGGCGUGAAAGACUCAAAAGAAGAUGAGCUGAAACAGAUUGCCAGCGACCCCAAGAAGGCUAUCUUUGUCAACAAUUUUGAUGCCUUGAAAUCCAUCAACAAGGACAUCAUCAUAGACAUCUGCUCUGAAGAUGCUUGCAAGGAGGUACAAGGCGACAUCUUCUUCUUAACUGACAGCUCUGAGAGCAUUUCUGAAGAAGGCUUCAAGGCAAUGAAAGAGUUCAUGAAAUCUGUCAUCAGCAAGACCGACAUCGGGCAGAGCAAGGUGCAUGUUGGUGUCAUGCAGUUCAGCACCAAUUACAAUCUGGAGUUUCGCCUUGACCAACACUACAACGCAGAUGACAUUGCGAGUGCCAUUGAUGGUAUGCAGCAGAUGAAUGAAGGCACACUCACAGGGAAGGCCAUCACUGAGGUGUCACAGUACUUUGAUAAAAACAGAGGAGGGCGUCCUGAACUGACUCAGAGGUUGAUAGUGAUAACAGACGGUGAAGCCAAAGAUAAGGUUGCCGGCCCCGCUGAGGCUUUGAGGAAUAAGGGAGUGGUGAUCUACACCAUUGGUGUGAUGAGCGCCAACAUGACCCAGCUGCUGGAGAUCAGCGGUUCAUCGGAGAGGGUGUAUUCUGAGAAGGACUUUGAUGGGCUUAAGGACUUGGAGAGCAAGGUGGCCUUGAAGAUCUGUGAGAAAGAAUGUGUGAUAGAAAAAGCUGAUGUCAUUUUCCUGGUGGACAGCUCCAAAAGCAUAGAUUCAACACAGUAUCAAAGCAUGCGCAGGUUUAUGGAGAAAAUAGUGAACCAAACCACGGUUGCCAGGAACCUGACUCAGUUUGGGCUUAUUUCCUACUCUGAUAACCCCAUGUUACAUUUUGCUCUGAAUACCUAUGACUCAAAACGAAAAGUCCUUGAUGCAAUACCAAAGGUAAAGCCACCACAAGGAGACACCUACACAGGGAAGGCCAUGGAAUUCUCAUUAAAAUACUUUGGCGCUGAAUAUGGUGGCCGGAAAGGCGUGCCACAGAUUCUCAUGGUGAUCACAGACGGGGAAGCCACCAACCCUUACAACUUAAAGGGGCCAUCUGAUAAACUACGACAGAACGGGGUCAUUGUCCUCAGUAUUGGAGUGAAAGACGCAAAAAGGGAUGAACUGCUGACGAUGGCUGGUGGCGAUGAGUCCAAAGUCUUCCAAGUGGAAGAUUUUGCAGCUCUGGAAGCUCAGUACAAGAAAAUAACUUCUAUCCUCUGCAAUAACACUAAGCCAGAUUGCAAGGUUGCUGACCUGGUCUUCCUACUUGAUCGGUCUAGCAGCCUCAACCCAGAUGAACACAAAAUCAUGAAAACCUUCACGGAAGACCUAGUGAACAAAUUUAAUGUCAGUAAAGAAGCUGUGCAUGUUGGACUCGCACAGUUCAGCACAUUGCCGCAUCAUGAGUUUUACCUCAUGGACUUCCUCCAGAAGAAGCCUUUGUCUGAAAAGAUCAAACAAUUAGAAUACACCGGUGGAAACACCUACCUUGCAGAGGGCCUGAGGCACAUUAGUAAAUACUUUGACGUGCGGUUUGGCAGUCGUGAUGAGGUCCCCAAGAACCUGGUGGUGAUCACAGAUGGCGAUGCUCAUGAUUUGGAUGAAGUGGAGGAUGUGGCCGAAAAUCUAAAGAACAAGAAUAUUGAGAUGUUUGCCAUCGGUGUUGGAGACGUCCACCCCCUGCCACUCCUGCAGAUCACUGGUGACCCAGAGAGACUGUUUACUGUGCGGAACUUCAAUGGCUUAACACAUAUCAAGCAAAAGGUGAUCGAUGUCAUGUGUGAUCAACCUCCUACUCCCCCUACUCCUCCUCCUCCCCCUGUUACCUUCACUCCCCCUCCGAUCUAUACGACCACCCCAAUCCCAACUAAACCCCAAAUAAUAGAUUGCACCAUUGAUAUUGCCAUGGGAUUUGAUAUUUCUCAAAGAACUGGAGCUCCGGGUGAGAUGCUGAUCAGCGGCCACGCCAAGCUCCAGACCUUCCUGCCAAAGAUUGCCUAUUAUGUUUCUUCAGUACAAGACCUGUGCUGUGCUCGCCAGAAAACUAUCAAGACCAACAUCGCCUUCCAAGUGGUAGAUGUUGAUGGAUCUUCCUUGUAUGACACAAACUUCGAAGAAUACAAUGAGGAAGUGGUGAAUAAAGUCAUGGGCUUGCGAAUAUCUCAACCCACAUAUUUCAACAGUGCCCUGCUGAAUGUCUUCAAGAAGAAGUUCAGGCUCAGAUCCCAGGCUCGUGUGAAGGUGCUGGUGAUCUUCUCAGAUGGACUCGAUGAAGACACGAUGAAACUGGAGUCUGUAUCAGAGGAGCUGCGGAAGUCUGGGGUCAGUGCUUUGCUGACUGUGGCUCUAGAGGGUGUGCGUGACCCCGCCCAGCUGCAGAUGGUGGAGUUUGGCCGAGGAUUCGGCUACAACCUUCCUCUCAGCAUCGGUAUGCCAAGCGUCGGCAGCACCAUCCUCAAUCAGAUCGACGCGGUGGCAAAUAGGAUAUGCUGCAACGUCACUUGCAAAUGUACAGGUCAUGAAGGCAUGCGUGGCUUUCCAGGAAAACCGGGACAAAAGGGUAGGCCUGGACAGAAGGGCCAGUCGGGCUUCCCAGGAGAGGAAGGAGUCGCUGGUGAACGAGGGCCUCCUGGACCAAGUGGACCUCCGGGCAUCGAGGGCUGUCCUGGGCCCAGAGGACAGAAGGGCUUCCGAGGAGGUUCAGGCGACAGGGGCGAAGAUGGAGAGGACGGAGUGGAGGGAAUCAACGGAGAGCAGGGACUGACGGGACUCGAUGGAGCUCGAGGAGAGAAAGGAGAUCCAGGAAACCCAGGUAUCACAGGAAUCACUGGGGAGCCAGGGCAGAAAGGAGAGCGAGGACUAAGAGGAGAUCCGGGUGAACGGGGAGCUGAUAACAACAAGCCAGGACCUAAAGGAGAGCCUGGGAAUCCAGGUUUGCCGGGUUUGACUGGACCGGACGGGCUGCCAGGUGGUGACGGAGAAGUCGGAGACCCGGGUCCAGAUGGAAGAAGAGGCUCUCCGGGUGGGAAGGGUUUACCAGGAGAUCCAGGUGAUCCAGGACUUCCUGGCAGCCCAGGUGCUGCUGGUCCGCAGGGACGCAGAGGGGGACCCGGUGAUCGCGGCCCAAAAGGAAUCAAUGGUUCUCCUGGACCUCAGGGACCACAAGGAUCACCUGGAGACAAGGGAUCAGCUGGACGCCGUGGCCCUAAUGGACAGAAGGGCCAACCAGGAGAGCCGGGUGUUAAGGGAGCUCCGGGAUCAGAGGGACCCAGAGGGAUGCCGGGUGAGGACGGCAGAGACGGAUUCGGACCUAAAGGAUCCAAGGGUGUCAAGGGAGAUCCUGGUUUCCCUGGUUACCCCGGUCUUGCGGGUGAGGACGGUCAGAAGGGAACUAUAGGAUAUCCAGGACGUAAAGGGAACCAAGGUCGAGGGGGGAACUCAGGCAGGACGGGAGAUCCAGGCCCACCUGGAGACAAGGGAGCUCAAGGACACAGGGGUCCCAAAGGUCCUCCUGGAGAGAGAGAGCCUCUCCUAAGUGAGUGCGAGCUGGUCACGUUAAUCAGAGACAACUGUCAAUGUUGCACUGGUGAUAAAGACUGUCCAGCCUACCCCACCGAGCUGGUGUUUGGUCUGGACAUGUCGGGGGACGUGACCGAGACAGACUUCGACAACCAGCGAAAAGCCCUUGUCAACCUGCUGGAGGACAUCAACAUCUCUGAGAGCAACUGUCCGAACGGCGCUCGUGUCGCUGUGGUGGGUUACGACGCCAGUGUCACAUACCUGAUCCGCUUCCAGGAUUACCACCGCAAGAAAAAGCUGAUCGAAACUGUGAAGAACCUCCGCUGGGACUCAGUGCCUGAGCGGCGCAACCUGGGGGCCGCCAUGCGCUUCGUGGCUCAUAACCUCUUCAAACGAGUUCGUGCAGGAGUGAUGAUGAGGAAGGUGGCUGUCUUUUUCUCCAAUGGGCCGUCACAGGAAAGUUCUGAAAUUGUCACCGCCAUGAUGGAGUACCGGGCCCUCAACAUCGUCCCAGUGGUCAUCUCUCUGCGUAACGCUCCGGCUGUUGAACGAGCGAUGGAGGUCGACGACACAAGAAACUUCGUCUAUACAAUGAUGGGACGGGACAUGGCUGCAGACCUGCAGAAGGUCAAGGACUGUGCAAUCUGUUACGACCCCUGUAGGCGUUCACAGUUGUGCACCUUCAUCCAGGAUGUCCCAGCUCCUCAGGAAGUCAACAUGGACCUGGUGAUGGUGUUGGACAGCUCCAGGGAGAUACAGGCUGAUGAGUAUGCCGGCGCCCAGCAGCUGCUUGGCUCUGUGGUGCAACAGCUGGUCGUGAGCCCACAGCCCCGCAGGGCCGGCAGACAGGCCCGUGUGGCUGUAGUCCAACAGAGCGGCACCCGAAAGCCCAAGGUGGAGUUUGGACUAGGCACCUACCAGAACCACAACCUGAUGAGGAGCCACCUGCUGCGGAACAUGACGCAGCAGGGCGGCUCCUCGGCGCUGGGACAGACGCUGGAGUUCACCCUGAGGGACGUGCUCCUGAAGGCCGGCCAGCCCCGGAGGAGGAGGGCGAUGCUAACCGUGGUGGGCACCCGCGCGGCUUCUGAGGACCAAGCCCGGCUGCGCUACAUCUCCCAGAAGGCCAAGUGUGAGGGGGUGGCGCUGUUUGUGGUGACAGUCGGCGAUCGCUACGACCAGGCGCAGGUGGAGGAGCUGGCCGGUUUGCCUGUGGAGCAGCACCUGAUCCACGUGGGCAGACUGAGGCCUGGCGAGCAGGACUACGCCCAGCGCUUCUUCAGAGUCUUCCUCUCCACCCUCACACUGGGGACGAACGCAUAUCCUCCUCCUUCACUGAGACAGAUGUGCAGCCAGCUGAGGGAGCCACAAGAGGCUCUAGCAUUUGAAAACGGUCAGGGGUCAGCAGACCUACAGAUGGAUUUUGCGGAGGAGUUUGAGGAGCAGAGAGGAGGAGAGACUCAGUCUAGACACCGGGACGUCGUUGAAACGUUGACCAAAGAAGACAGCCUGAGUUCCCUCUCAGGAGCUGAAGUCAAUGAACCUGUCAUCCUGCCGGCGCCGGAGACGACCACUGCCAUCCCCAAAGACCCCUGUCUCCUCAGCCAGGACGCCGGCGGCUGCCAGAACUACACCAUAAUGUGGUUCUUUGACAGUGACAAGAGUAGAUGCUCUCGCUUCUGGUACGGCGGCUGCGACGGCAACGAAAACCGCUUCAAGACUCAGGAGGAUUGUGUGAAACUCUGUCUGACAAGGAAGCGAUUAAGAAGAGGAGGAGCAGCAAGACGUUUCACAGGAUAUCGCCGGAGCGGUUAAAGGAAACUGCCACUUUGCACUUAAAGCAAAACAGGAAAAAUCUUCCAAAAGCACCUGCACCUUCAAGGAAAAAUACCAAGGCGACCUCACAGAGGGUUGAAAAGCGUUCACUCACAGCUCAGUGCAAACCAGAACACAUCAGGGAAAGAUCAACAUGUUCCAGAAUCUCAACAGAUGCUUAUUGAAUAGUUUUCCUCAUGACAAGUUGCCUUGCAUUGGUUUCCUUGAACAUGCAUGUUUUGUUUUUCCCUAAAAAGAGCAUCUUCUUUUCCAGUUUUUUUAAUGUUACUGUUUGUCACCACCUGGUGUUUUACACUUGUUAACUGUCUGUUGGACAUUGAUUCUACCUUCUACUGUACACGACUGAGCGCUGUGCUGCUUCUUUCAGGAUAUUUUCGAUUUUUCAUGAGAUCAGGUGCUAUUUCUGAGAGAAGAUAAAUUGUUGCAGGUCAAAAAACAGAACAAAUACAACUGAAAUGAAGGUCACAUGAUUCAUCUGAAUUUAGCAACAUUUCUUCAGUAACACACUAUCAUUUUAUAUUUUGUACUAGUUUCUAUUAAAAUGAAUAUUUCAAAUACA
This is a messenger RNA of Epinephelus fuscoguttatus (brown-marbled grouper), 8291 nucleotides long. RefSeq names its product collagen alpha-6(VI) chain-like. Lineage: Eukaryota; Metazoa; Chordata; Actinopteri; Perciformes; Serranidae. The transcript is spliced from 41 exons. The coding region runs from base 104 to 7711 and encodes 2535 amino acids. Gene Ontology annotation, molecular function: serine-type endopeptidase inhibitor activity. The record is from RefSeq and is a predicted model, not a curated record.